AUAAAUCUAAAUCUAGUCUUGGUCUGGAUCUAGAUCUACUAGCCAAAUCAAAUUACAGAACUCAUUUUAACACUGCGUAUUAACUUUGGGCGAUAAAACGGAAGGAAGUGCCCUUUUCCCUUGUGUAUCCUAAACGUUCAGGAACCAUGGCUACUGCAGAUGUGUGCUGGUUGAUAAUUAGAAAUAACUCUUCCACCCUUCUGAAAAGAAGUAAACAAAAUAUGAGUUUGGAACCUAAUAACUUGAAAAGUAAGAACUCUUUUCGUUAUAAUGGUCUCAUUCAUCGCAAGACAAUUGGGGUUGAGCCUGCUAAGGAUGGUAAAGGAGUAGUUCUGGUUACCAAAAAGAGCAAAGGACUGAGGAAACCAAGAAAGACUUUAACUAAAGUUGAAUUAAAGAAAGGGCCAAGAAGUACAAUUGCUACAAUUCGCAACUCCUUGAAGGCUAAUAAUUAUAGAAAAGACUUGAUCAACUCUGCUGUGAGGAGAACUUGUGCUAUUCUUAAAAGUCAAAAGCCUGUGGUCAUUAAAAGCAGAGCCCGAACUGCUAAGAAAGAAUAAGUGUUUUGGUAAAUAAAUUUUUGUGAAAACCUUA
Messenger RNA from Biomphalaria glabrata, 594 nucleotides. Its product is annotated as 60S ribosomal protein L28-like. Lineage: Eukaryota; Metazoa; Mollusca; Gastropoda; Planorbidae. Gene Ontology annotation, cellular component: ribosome; cytosolic large ribosomal subunit. The record is from RefSeq and is a predicted model, not a curated record. The coding region runs from base 147 to 560 and encodes 137 amino acids. The transcript has 4 exons. Gene Ontology annotation, biological process: translation. Gene Ontology annotation, molecular function: structural constituent of ribosome.